AUGUUCGACACGGUCUGCACCCUGCCGCUCUCAUCGGACCUGUUCACGCAGGCCAUCCAUCCUAACCAGCCCGUCGUGUCGGUUGGUUUGGCUGCGGGACAUGUCCAAACCUUCCGGUUACCGCUUGAGGAGUCGGACAGCGAUGACGACGGGGCGUCGACCUCGUCGUCGCGCAAUGGAAAGGGCCACAUCGACACCAUGUGGAGGACACGGCGACACAAGGGCAGCUGCCGAUGCUUGGGCUUUAGCGUUGACGGCGAGACGCUGUAUUCGGCGGGCACGGAUGGCCUGGUGAAAGCGGCCAAAUCGGAGACCGGGCAGGUCGAAAACAAGAUCGCGAUUCCGCUGGAGAAGACUGGCUCCGUGGAUGCGCCAACUGUGAUCCACGCGCUUUCCCCGCAGACGCUUCUGCUUGCGACUGACUCGAGCGCACUACAUCUUUACGACUUGCGUAUUCCAUACUCGAAGGUGUCGGCGCGCCCGGAGCAGUCGCACCAUCCGCACGACGAUUACGUUUCCUCCCUAACCCCUCUCCCUGCCUCGGACACGAGCACCUCUGGAUUCAGCAAGCAAUGGGUUACUACCGGUGGAACCACGUUGGCCGUGACCGACCUGCGACGCGGCGUUCUUAUGCGCAGCGAGGACCAAGAGGAAGAGCUGAUUAGCUCGGCAUACAUUGGGGGUCUGCCCAGCAGCGGGACCAGCCGCGGCGAAAAAGUGGCCGUGGGUGGCUCCAAUGGUGUGUUGACACUCUGGGAAAAGGGUGCAUGGGACGACCAGGAUGAGCGAAUCUACAUUCAGCGUAAUGCAGGGGACGGAGAGUCAAUUGAGACCUUGACCACUGUCCCGGACGAGCUUGGCAAGGGCAAGAUGCUUGCUGCGGGCCUGGGCAAUGGCCUGGUGAAGUUUGUCCGCAUCGGCGCGAACAAGGUUGUGUCCGAGGUGGUCCACGAUGAGACCGAGGGCGUGGUUGGCCUUGGCUUUGAUGUGGAGGGUCGCCUCGUUUCUGGUGGCGGUCAGGUUGUCAAGGUCUGGCACGAAGGCGUGGGGACAUCGGCAGUCGGAGACGGACUGGGCAAGCACAUGCUUGGGGAGAGUGAUGAUAGUGAUGACGAUUCUGAUAACAGCGACCGAGAGGACCGGCGCAAUGCGAAUGAUCGCAAGAAGCGAAAGAAGGGCAAAUCCGGACGCGGCACUGGACCGGAUGUCCUGGCCUUCGACAUGGACUAA
Messenger RNA from Penicillium macrosclerotiorum, 1230 nucleotides. Its product is annotated as WD40 repeat domain-containing protein. The record is from RefSeq and is a predicted model, not a curated record. Lineage: Eukaryota; Fungi; Ascomycota; Eurotiomycetes; Eurotiales; Aspergillaceae. Gene Ontology annotation, molecular function: protein binding. The transcript is spliced from 2 exons. Bases 1 to 1230 code for a protein of 409 amino acids.